AUGAUGUUGCAGCCUCGUAUACCACGAGCUGUUGGUAAUGCCAUACGACUAUCGACUCGCCGCUACUAUGCCUCUGGCUUGGGCCCAAAUCAGUCGCCUCCAGCACAAGGACCACUUUCUGGUAUCACAGUCGUCUCCCUGGAACAAGCGAUUGCAGCUCCUUUCUGCACAAGACAGCUUGCCGACUUGGGCGCUCGGGUGAUCAAAGUAGAGCGUCCUGGGGUAGGCGACUUUGCGAGACAAUAUGACGACAGAGUGAAUGGCAUGGCCAGUCAUUUCAUUUGGACGAACCGCUCUAAAGAAAGCCUGGCCCUGGAUCUCAAGAAGCCACAAGAUCUCGACGUCCUGAAGUCCCUAAUUGGACGUGUCGAUGUGCUUGUUCAGAAUCUGGCACCCGGAGCAACGGGACGAAUGGGCAUGGCAUAUGAGGACCUCAAGGACAGGCACCCUGGUCUGAUUGUCUGCGACAUAUCUGGAUAUGGCCAGGAUGGCCCGUACCGGGACAAGAAGGCCUACGAUCUUCUAAUUCAGAGCGAGGCCGGUAUGCUGUCUGUCAAUGGUGUGCCGCGGAAGACCGGGCCUGGAAAGGAAGACACUGUCAUCGACCCGGCCAAGGUUGGAGUCUCAAUUGCAGACAUUGCCGCCGGCAUGUACUCGUACAGCUCAAUACUCGCAGCUUUGAUGCAACGGCAGAAGACAGGUCAGGGCUGUAAGAUCGACAUCAGUAUGCUGGAGGCCAUGACCGAGUGGAUGUCGUUCCCACUUUACUACACCUUCAACGGAGCUCCUGGACCAACGCCAGCUGGAUCAUCACACGCGUCAAUUUAUCCCUAUGGACCUUUCCAAGCAUCAGAUGGUGCUGUCAUGCUCGGUAUACAGAACGAGCGAGAAUGGGCCAAUUUCUGCAAGACUGUGCUUCAAAACGAGGAGCUAGCUAGUGAUCCACGUUUCGAAAGCAACACACUUCGAAGCCAAAAUCGCGCACAUCUGCAGCAGAUAAUUGAAGACUCUUUCUCAAAGCGCACAGCCAAUGAGGUUGUUGAUCUCCUGGAGAAGGCGUCCAUCGCUAACGCCAAUGUAAACGAUAUGCAUGGCGUCUGGAAGCACCCGCAACUACAAGCUCGAGAGCGGUGGACGGCCGUUGAUACGCCCAAGGGGGAAGUACCGGCAUUGUUCCCUCCAGGUUUUGAGCCGCUCAGUCGGACAGGCCUGCACGCUAACAUGGGCAGAGUGCCAGCCGUUGGAGAGCAUAAUUCAAAGAUCUUGGCUGAGCUUGGACUGUAG
Zasmidium cellare ATCC 36951 is the source of this 1284-nucleotide messenger RNA. RefSeq lists its product as uncharacterized. NCBI's taxonomy places the organism in Eukaryota, Fungi, Ascomycota, Dothideomycetes, Mycosphaerellales, Mycosphaerellaceae. Bases 1 to 1284 code for a protein of 427 amino acids. The transcript has a single exon. Gene Ontology annotation, molecular function: catalytic activity. The record is from RefSeq and is a predicted model, not a curated record.